Hordeum vulgare subsp. vulgare (domesticated barley) is the source of this 674-nucleotide messenger RNA. Its product is annotated as probable calcium-binding protein CML25/26. The record is from RefSeq and is a predicted model, not a curated record. The transcript has a single exon. NCBI's taxonomy places the organism in Eukaryota, Viridiplantae, Streptophyta, Magnoliopsida, Poales, Poaceae. Bases 131 to 577 code for a protein of 148 amino acids. Gene Ontology annotation, molecular function: calcium ion binding.
CCCACGCGCCAUAUGAUCAUCAACUGCUUGCUUUCAAGGCAUACGUACUGCAAAUCAAGUUACCAGCUCCCAAUCAACUAGCUAGUCAUCAGCAACAUUUGGUGAAAAGGAAGAAAGAUCGCACUCGAUCAUGGUGGUGCCGUCGGUGUUCGCGGCCUUCGACGAGGAUGGCGACGGCAAGGUGUCCGUGUCCGAGCUGCGGCGCUGCGUGGAGGCGACGCUGGGCGAGGACGUGUCCGAGGAGGAGGCUGCGUCGGUCCUUGCGGCGGCGGACGCCGACGGCGACGGGCUGCUAAACCAAGAAGAGUUCUCAAGGCUGGCAGCCGGCGGUGCCCAGGAAGAGGACGAUGCCGACGUGAAGCGAAGGUGCCUGAGGGAGGCGUUCGGGAUGUACGCGUCGUCGUCUGCGGAAGACACGGCGACGAUGAUUACGCCGGCGAGCCUGAGGCGGACGCUGAGCAGGCUGGGGUCGCACGAGCUGGGCGUGGAGGAGUGCCGGGCGAUGAUCUGUAGGUUCGACCUCGACGGCGACGGCAAGCUCUCGUUCGACGAGUUCAGGGUCAUGAUGAUGACCUGAUGAUCGAUCUCUCUUCUUGGCAUUCUUCUGGAUACAUGUAGUGUUCACUUAAUUCAUUGAUCGAUCACAUAUGUGAUAUGUGAUAUGUAUGUAGAGU